AUUUCAUACUUUUCUUAAGUUUUUGUUUUGACUAGUGCAGUCAUUGCGCCUGUGGAUGUCAGUGAAUUCUUCCGUUUAGUCAAGUGACGCCAUUGUGAGCCGUAACGACUUUUAAGAGCACCGAGUUUAAUCUCGAAUUUUUUAAAUAAUCUUGAAUUCUACAAAAAGUAUAAUAAAACUACUAAAAUGGCAGAUGAUAUGCCCACAUUCAAAUGUGUCUUAGUCGGUGACGGUGGUACUGGCAAAACCACAUUCGUUAAAAGGCACUUGACUGGAGAGUUCGAGAAAAGAUACGUCGCUACGCUCGGAGUAGAGGUACAUCCACUAGUGUUCCAUACAAACCGUGGCCCUAUUAGAUUUAACGUGUGGGACACAGCGGGUCAGGAAAAAUUCGGAGGUCUUCGUGAUGGUUAUUAUAUUCAAGGUCAAUGUGCCAUCAUCAUGUUCGAUGUAACCUCUCGUGUGACGUACAAAAAUGUUCCUAACUGGCACAGAGAUUUGGUGAGGGUUUGCGAAGGUAUCCCGAUAGUGCUUUGUGGUAACAAAGUUGAUAUCAAGGACAGAAAAGUUAAAGCAAAAACUAUUGUCUUUCAUCGGAAAAAGAAUCUUCAGUACUAUGACAUUUCCGCCAAGUCCAAUUACAACUUUGAGAAACCGUUCUUGUGGUUAGCGAGAAAGUUGAUUGGUGAUGGAAACCUCGAGUUUGUUGCCAUGCCUGCACUCGUUCCCCCAGAAGUCACUAUGGAUCCCCAAUGGCAGAACCAAAUCGAAAAGGAUCUUAAAGAAGCCCAAGAUACAGCUUUACCUGAAGAAGAUGAAGACUUGUAAAUAUAAAACUAAUAAAUUCCCAGUGCCCUCUAAUGUGAUAAGCAUGCUUAGCUUACAUGGAGUUUUCAAUAUUUUUCAUUCCAUUAGAUUGCGAUUGGUUCAUAAGUGCAGUAUAUUUUUGUAUCAAAAAAGAAGUCAUUCGCUUUAAUCAGUGUAUGUUCAGUCAUAGCUAUUCGAAUUACACAGUUGAAAUUUUUUGUAAGAAAAUUCACAAACAAUUUUCUAGUUUAACAUGAAAUUGAGGAUGUAUGCUCACAAGACUGCAUCUUUCAUGCAGCAUCUGUUAAUAUUUUAUUUCAAUCUAUUUAAGUAUUAUUAAUGUAAACAUAGGUGUCAUGCUACAAUAACAAGCCACUGAGUUUGUUUUAACAAAAGUAACAAAAUAUGCUUUGAUAAUGUAAUCCCAUAGAACAAAAGUUGUUUACUUUUGGUCCACUAAGCAUUGUUAUUUAUCAUUAGGUAGCCUCAUCUGAUACUUAAGGACUGACAAUAUUUCACUCUAAAAUUAUGGUGAUACUUUUUGAAUAAAGUUAAAAAUAAAAA
Molecule: messenger RNA, 1371 nt
Organism: Danaus plexippus (monarch butterfly)
Lineage: Eukaryota; Metazoa; Arthropoda; Insecta; Lepidoptera; Nymphalidae
Gene: Ran
Product: GTP-binding nuclear protein Ran
Exons: 3
Coding region: 187-828 (213 amino acids)
Biological process (GO): ribosomal subunit export from nucleus; protein import into nucleus
Cellular component (GO): cytoplasm; nucleus
Molecular function (GO): GTPase activity; GTP binding
Source: RefSeq, a predicted model, not a curated record